Molecule: messenger RNA, 581 nt
Organism: Racocetra persica
Lineage: Eukaryota; Fungi; Glomeromycota; Glomeromycetes; Diversisporales; Gigasporaceae
Source: the annotation of a GenBank genome assembly
AUGAUAAUAUCGAAGAUGAUAAUAUUGAAGAUGAUGAUACUGAAGAUGAUGAUACUGAAGAUGAUAAUAUUGAAGAUGAUGAUAUUGAAGUUGAUAUUGAAGAUAAUCAUGGUGAAAGAAGUAACAAUGAUGAUUGUCAAGGGGAAGAUAAUUGCCAAAGGGAAAAAGAUAUUGAUUAUAUACAGCUUGCGCUUUUUAAAGUUUUCCCAGAAGUUCCAGAAAUAAAAACAAAUGCGGGUACAAAAAUUGCAGAGUGGAAGAAAAAUCCCCAAGUCUCUGAGGCAUAUAAUAGAUUGUGGGAAGUGGACGAUAAUGAACUCACAACAAUUAAUACAAUCAUCAUGAAGACUAUGCCGAAAGAGUCCAAAGAAGACUGUGUAACACCAACAAUAAUUGCCUUUGCACUUGCAGUCUGUUGUAUUGUUUUAAAUCCACAUGGUAAAGAUAUUCGAUGUGCUGAAGAUGCCAUUAAAAAACAUUAUGACUCGAGAGAUGGAAGCAAAGCAAAUGACUAUGACGAUAAUGAAAUUGAAGAACUUCCUGAAAAUGAUAUUAAUGAAGACGCGAGAUUAUUUGAAUAA